AUGCAGAUCCACAUUGCACCAUACCUUGGAGGCCUGAAAGAUCCGAAUUUGGAUAGGCAUACCACUAAAGGAAAAUCACGCCAUUUUACGGUGAAUGGUCUGAGCGCUAAUAACACGCUUCAGCAGCAACAGUAUAACCUGCAACAACAGCAGCAGCUGCAGCCAGCGACUGACACACGCAACAUCUACAACAAUCCUUACAACCCACAGCCACAACAGCAACAACAGCAGCAACAACAACAACAACAACAACCACAACAACAACAGCAACAACGCACCGCACACCUUUUUAAAGCGCUGGCUGCCUCUGCUGCUGUGAGCGGUAACAAUAGCUUGAACCAUCCGUAUGACUUCUCUAACUCAUCCUCAUCGUCGAAUGCCAACAACGAGCAGCAAGGAUCAUCAUCUUCGGAAGCAGAUAAUGCGUUCUUAACUCAUAAUAACGCCUUUAAGCGCAAUUAUAGAAAUCAAAGCUGCCAAAGCAACUUCACGGGAGAGAUAACUUUAAAAGCAGUGCUACAAAUGCAUAAGAAAAUUGUUUUGCACAAUAAUGUACUUAUGGCUCAGCCUCAACCCAAGUCUCAGUCCCAGCUCCAGAUCCAGGCUGGCAAACUUGGCACCCAACGUGGCGGUGGCGGCAGCGUGAAAUUAAUGUGA
Drosophila novamexicana is the source of this 657-nucleotide messenger RNA. Its product is annotated as probable E3 ubiquitin-protein ligase bre1. The record is from RefSeq and is a predicted model, not a curated record. The transcript is spliced from 5 exons. Bases 1 to 657 code for a protein of 218 amino acids. Lineage: Eukaryota; Metazoa; Arthropoda; Insecta; Diptera; Drosophilidae.